AUGAGUGAAAAUCAAGAACAGAUUAUUCAACCUCAAGAUUUGGAUCACAAUGAAGAAGUUUAAAGUUAAAACUUGGAAUAAAAUGCAUAAAUAAACCCAUUGAAUCAUCAAGAAUAAUCAGACUCUAAACCCAUGCAAUAAUAGUAAGAAGAGGAAAAGAAAGGAGAAAAUUUUUAACAAGAAAUGGAGGAAUAUUUCGAAAAUGAUGAUGGAAUUAUAUUCGAUCGAUAAUCCUCGAAGGAGGAGUAAUCUUCUUAAGAGCAGAAGUAAAAGUGGUAGAUAGUAGGAGAUUAUUAAGUUAUUUUAAAUGAAUGGCUGCAUGUAUCAGUAAAUAAAGGAGAUAUUACAAGUGAAAAAGUAGAUGCCAUCACAAAUGCUGCCAAUGAAUAUCUAUCACUUGGAGGAGGGGUUGCAGGAGCUAUAGACAGAAAAGGAGGGCCGAAUAUCUAAAAGGAAUGUAAUAAGUGGGUAAAGGAAAAAGGAAGAGCCCCAACUGGAUCAGGUAGAGCUGUAACAAGCUCUGGCAAUAUGAAGAAUUGCAAGUAUGUCAUCCACGCUGUUGGUCCUAUUUGGCACAAUGGUAAGAGAGGUGAAGAAUAAUUAUUGUAUGAUUGUGUGAGGGACACACUUAAAACAGCAGAUGAGAUUAAAUGUUAAUCAGUAUCCUUACCAGCAAUAUCUUCUGGAAUAUUUGGAUUUCCAAGAGAUCUCUGUGCCUCUACUUUCUUUAGGGCAGCUGAGGAUUUCAGCUAGAGUUAUCCAUCAUCCAAUGCUACAUUAAAGCACGUUAGAUUUACUAAUUUCGAUGACUUGACAGUAAAUUACUUCACUGAGGAGUUUGAGAGAAGAUACUCUAUUGAGAAUUCUGCAAGUUCAUCAAGCUAAUCAGUGCAACAAUAAUUAUCUUAGUAAGAAGUUUCAGAUGAAGCUGUAAGCUAAGAUAAGGAUUAGGACAAGUAAAAUCAUAUAGCUUCUUCUAAAGAUAUAGAUAGGGAGGAAGAGGCAAAUGCCUAGUUUUCUGAGACUUUACCUGAAACUUAAACAUAAGUUGAAUGA
Messenger RNA from Stylonychia lemnae, 1056 nucleotides. The record is from the annotation of a GenBank genome assembly. NCBI's taxonomy places the organism in Eukaryota, Ciliophora, Spirotrichea, Sporadotrichida, Oxytrichidae.